CGAUUCCCGUGAAUAGGGAAGACGCCAUUGCCUAGGGAGUCAUCGAUGGUUAUUAUAUAAACUGAAGAAAAAGGGAUAUCAGAUUACCUAGGUACCUAAGGUAGUUAGGUACCUAACAUAAAACAAGAUGAAUCCCCAAAAUAUAUACACCGACGACGAGUGGGAAGAGGUCUCCCAGGAUCUUCCCAAGGAGGCCGAUCCUUUUAUUCAGAAGUAUCUGCAAGGUCGCGAGGCGCUUAUAGCCGAGGAGAAUAAGGAACGCAGCGAUGCCUCAUUUAAAAAGAACCUCUCCCCCAUCGCCAAGCGCGCCUGCGCCAUCGCGGCCCGCAUCCGGGAGGAGGAGAAGAACACGGUGUGGACGCCGCAGCUGGAGGACGCGCUGGCGCGGGAGGCCGACAUCGUCGUGCACCCGGGGAUGAUGUUCUCGCUGUCCAAGGCCCGCAUGGAGCGCACGAAGCUGUGGCGCAUCGUCCGCCGCAUGCCCAAGGGCGCCCUGCUGCACGCCCACAUGGACGCCAUGGUCGACUUCGACUUCCUCUUCCGCGUGCUCCUCGCCACCCCCGGCAUCCACCUCGCCGCCGACAGGCCGCUCACCACGGACGAGGAGCGCGAGGACGCCAAGCUCACCUUCCGCUUCUUCAGGCAGCCGCGCACCGAGGGCAACCUCUGGAGCCCCGAUUACAAACCCGAUACCUUCGUCCUGCUUACCCAGGCCGCCGACGCGUUCCCCGACGGCGGGAAGGACGGGUUUCUGAAGUGGCUGUACGGGCGGUGCACCAUCUCGCGGACCGACGCCGUGUCCCAGCACCACGGCGUCGACCACAUAUGGCAGAAGUUCGCCAAGUGCUUCCGGGUGGUCGGGUCCAUGAUCCACUACGAGCCCAUCUUCCGCCAGUUUCUGCGGCGGCUCAUGACCCUGCUCAAGGCGGACGGGAUCAACUGGUGCGAGCUGCGCUUCUCGUGGGCCCUGGACUAUUACAGGCAAGACAGUGAGACGCCCGAGUCCGACUACGGCGCCAUGAUGACGGUCAUAGACGAGGAGGUGGCGCGGUUCAAGGAGACCCCCGAGGGAGAAGGGUUCUGGGGGCUGAGGAUCAUAUGGGCAGCGCUACGAUUCUUUCCGACGCGAGGCAUCGUAGAGAAUAUGGAGCAGUGCAUUGAGACUAAGAUCACGCACCCUCACCUGAUCGCCGGCUAUGAUCUGGUCGGUCAGGAGGACAGCGGCCGGCCCCUGCGCGACCUGCUGCCCGAGCUAUUCUGGUUCCGCAAGCAGUGCGCCCAGGAGGGCGUGAACAUCCCCUUCUUCUUCCACGCCGGCGAGUGUCUCGGGUCCGGCAACUCGACGGACCACAACCUGUUCGACGCCAUACUCCUCGGGACGAGGCGCAUCGGCCACGGCUUCAGCUUGUACAAGCACCCGCUGCUCAUCAACCUGGUCAAGGAGAAAAAGAUCCUGGUGGAGAGCUGCCCGAUAUCGAACGAGGUGCUCCGGCUCUGCGGCUCCGUCAUGAGUCACCCUCUGCCUGCGCUGCUCGCGCGCGGGGUCGCCUGCUCGCUGUGCAACGACGACCCGGCCAUGCUCGGCCAGGACACGGCCGGGUCCACGCACGACUUCUGGCAGGCGCUGCAGGGGUGGGAGAACCUAGGGCUAGCGGGGCUGGGGAGCCUGGCUGAGAACAGCAUACGGUGGGCCGCGUUCGAGGACCAGUCUGCCGAGGAGUGGAGCAGGGGCAUCAGAGAGGCGAGCACGGGAAGCGGGACCAAGGCGCAGAGGCUGAAGGAGUGGGAGAUCGAGUGGGAGAAGUUCUGUGUGUGGGUCGUUGACGAAUUCGGCGAAGAUUAGAGAGGAAAGGGAAAAACGGAAAAGGGGGGGGGGGGGUAGUAAGUAAGCACAGGAGUUAGUUUGUUGGAGGAGGAGAAGGUUGCCUAGUGAAAAUGGCGGAGAAACGAGCAUAGAGGAAGGAAAAAGAAGGGUUACUGCGCCAUUCGCGAUGGGUCGAAUCCUGCCACUCCCGAGAUUGGUUUU
Molecule: messenger RNA, 2026 nt
Organism: Daldinia caldariorum
Lineage: Eukaryota; Fungi; Ascomycota; Sordariomycetes; Xylariales; Hypoxylaceae
Product: Metallo-dependent hydrolase
Exons: 4
Coding region: 128-1843 (571 amino acids)
Biological process (GO): adenosine catabolic process; inosine biosynthetic process
Molecular function (GO): adenosine deaminase activity
Source: RefSeq, a predicted model, not a curated record